AUGGAAAAUGCAGCUUUUGUUGACGAUUUUUCAUGCCUACUUGUGAGGCAUUUUCCGAAAUAUAUUUUGGGGGCUUCUUCUUGUGGCAAAAAUGGGCCAAUAAAUUUUGAAGACCUUUUGCUGAUGGUCGAGGAGGCUACAGACAAGAUGGUUUUGCACGUGUUGAAUAUAUUGCGCAUACUUUUCGCACCUGGAAAGCCGGUCGAGUUGGAUGCUACGUGCCUGGUCAACACAGUUGAAAAGUAUUUGCACUAUUUGACUUCAAAUACUUUGAUCGCAAACGGCCCCAAGCUACCUCGCCCUAAAGAUUGCACUGCAAUUGCCCGAGCAUUGAUUUGUGGCAACCAGGACUUGGCCUGUAGCUUGGGAUGUGCUCUUUCUUUGGGCGAUAUAUUGGAUCCUAUUCUUAAUGAAAAGAUCGAUUUUUAUAGGCUAGCUACGUAUAUCGUGAGUUCUCGCGCUGCUCCAAAAUCUUCAAUGCCUUUUUUUUCGUUUUUAUCCAACGCCUACUUUGACGCACCAAAGAAAGUAUCUGACAUCGAUGAGUCGUAUUUUGUUGAGCUUGAAUGGCCUGAUAUUUGCCUUGUUAUUUUCAGACGAUUUGCUGCGGUUUUCCAAAAGGAAUCGAAAAGCGAUAUCGAUUCGUACCAAGUUGUGUCGGCGAUUGUUUCCUUUUUUGACGUGCAAAAUAUGUACUCUGCAAUCCUUUUGUAUUACCUGCGAAUCGCAUACAUUCUGAAACAUCCCGAUGAAUCCUCGCGUCUUUGUCUGGUGAGAAAAAUACCCUCGCCCAUCAACAGGCUGUUGGAUGAUCAGCUUCUAUUUGCAGCCGAAAAUUCGCCUCAGAUUUCCUUUGUAUUUUUCCUUGUUACGCUUCAGGUGAGUCCGUUUGCUUAUUCGGAAGCUCUGGCUUCGCCGCAGAGCCUGUUUUUCAGUGUCGUUUCAAACCAAAAUAUUUCAAGCGAUACCGUCACGUGUUUGAUUCUUUAUGGCUUUGUUAGCAGAAUGCCGCUUCUCAAUGCAUUUUCAAUCUCCGAGGAAGGCAAGCUUCUUUUCCUGCACUUGCCCGCUAGAUUCGUUGUCGACGAUACCCGUAUCCGGCCAUUUUUGCCGCAAUUGGAUCGCACUUGUUUGUUCAGAAACCUAUUGGAUGUUUUUUCGCCCUGUUUUGGCCUCUCUAUUGAUAAGCUCGAAAAUGCUGCGCUCAUUGAAAUGCUUUGUAAGCCAUUUUGUAUGCAGCUUGCGGAGAAAUAUUACCGCCAUGGUGCUGUCCAUCUGCGUGAAGCCUUUUUGAAGCUGCCCAAGGAAGACUUUUGUUGUUUUGUGAAAGCAUUCUCCGAAUGUUCGAUGGCCCUUUUUUUGAUAUCAGAAGCCGUGUCGUCAUGCACUCAUGAGCUUAGCAACAUCCAGAUGUUUCUAUUUUUGAUUUCAUCUACCAUUCGACCGCCUAUUUCUGAGCUGUGCUUACUUUCGCCAUUUUUAAAUCUACUGAAGGAUAUCAUUGAGGCCAUUGGCGGACCUAAAGCCGUUCCAAAGAUUUUGUUUUUCUAUCAACUGUUUUCGGCGUUCUAUCCGCUUCUCGCAUCUAAAGAAAACGAGGAGGAGGUUCGCCAGGGCAGCUCCAAGAUCGAGUAUGCCAAAACAUUGGGGGUGCUUGAAUAUCUUGGCGUUGAUAUACCCUGUAGCCUACAAGCAGCCAUAAAUGUGGAUAGCUAUAGCGAUUACAUUUAUCAGAUAAAGAGAUCAAUUAAAGGGGCAAUCCAGGAUUUGGAGCUAUCCCAUAAUUAUGAGGAGCCCGAGCACUUGGAUCCCAUUCCGAUCGAUAUUUGUAAUGCAUGGGCCGGUCUUUUGGCGGAAAACAAAAUUCAUUCGUCACCAACGGAAGCGCCAGCUUCUCAUCUGUUUGAUCACAACAUUGACAGGCUUCUUCACAACGUCCCCUCGGACAAGGACUACAAGUACUACCUUCUGAAUUGUUUGUAA
Messenger RNA from Mitosporidium daphniae, 1983 nucleotides. RefSeq lists its product as uncharacterized. Lineage: Eukaryota; Fungi; Microsporidia. Bases 1 to 1983 code for a protein of 660 amino acids. The transcript has a single exon. The record is from RefSeq and is a predicted model, not a curated record.